AGAGCGGAAUCAUUCUGAAAAGCUUUUGAAGGUUGAACAUGUCUGGCAGAGGCAAGGGCGGUAAGGGCCUGGGGAAAGGAGGCGCCAAGCGCCACAGGAAGGUGCUGCGGGAUAACAUCCAGGGGAUCACCAAGCCCGCCAUCCGCCGCCUGGCACGCAGAGGGGGAGUCAAGCGCAUCUCCGGCCUCAUUUAUGAGGAGACUCGGGGGGUGCUGAAAGUUUUCCUGGAGAACGUUAUCCGGGACGCUGUCACCUACACCGAGCACGCCAAGAGGAAGACUGUUACCGCUAUGGAUGUGGUGUAUGCUCUCAAGCGCCAGGGCCGCACUCUCUACGGAUUCGGGGGUUAAACCCUCUUAUUCCCUCACAGCAUCAUUUCCCAAAGGCCCUUUUAAGGGCCCCCACUAUUUCAGGAAAAGGCUGUGUCUGUAUAUUAUCUGCUCCCUAUAAAUUGAU
Messenger RNA from Xenopus tropicalis (tropical clawed frog), 456 nucleotides. RefSeq names its product histone H4. Lineage: Eukaryota; Metazoa; Chordata; Amphibia; Anura; Pipidae. The record is from RefSeq and is a predicted model, not a curated record. Bases 39 to 350 code for a protein of 103 amino acids. The transcript has a single exon.